Anopheles nili is the source of this 2601-nucleotide messenger RNA. It is a transcript of the gene ninaB, whose product is annotated as carotenoid isomerooxygenase. The transcript is spliced from 4 exons. The record is from RefSeq and is a predicted model, not a curated record. Gene Ontology annotation, molecular function: beta-carotene 15,15'-dioxygenase activity; carotenoid dioxygenase activity. Gene Ontology annotation, biological process: carotene catabolic process; retinal metabolic process. NCBI's taxonomy places the organism in Eukaryota, Metazoa, Arthropoda, Insecta, Diptera, Culicidae. The coding region runs from base 109 to 2388 and encodes 759 amino acids.
UGCAAGGAUCUUCGAGUAGUUGGGUCUAUAAAACCUCUACACGCUAAGAACCAGCUCCGUUAGUCGGUGAUUGGUGGUGGAAUCACACCCAAACCCGCCGUCCUUAGGAUGGCCAACACGAUGGAGGACUUUUGUGAGGAGACCAACUUCCCGGAGUCACCCUGUGCGAGCCCGUUUGAGCCUAUGCGAUUGCUUCCGAUGGACUUUCUGCAGAUCAACGGUCGCUUUACGCCACACUCGGCAUGUUCGACACGCAGCUGCAGUCUGGCCACGAGUCCUGUGCCACCGGAACCGGCUGAUGUGACGAUGGAACAGGAGUCUCCUGGGACGAGACCGCGUAAGUGGUCCUUGCCACAUCUACCAGCCGAGGCGAGCAAGUUCGAAGUUAGCGGUCGAGCAACACCCGUUUUUACCUGGAACCCGAUGCCAACUACUGGUCGUGUGGUGUACGCGCUCGAUGACAAGAGCCAGCAGAUCGUGUUCUCGCAGCUCGAACAGGAGGAAACAAUCGAGACGAGCGAGUCCGAGGUUUCGAACUCAGACGAGGACGCACCGGAGGACGACGCAUCGGAAGAGGACGAACCGGUGCAAGACGAUCAGAAGGGCCACGGCAAAAAGGACAUGUACCCGAACUGCGACGUGAACGUGUGGUUGCGAUCAUGCGAGCAUGAGAUCGUCGAACCGAUCGAGGGGAUUGUUCAGGGAACGGUACCGGAGUGGCUUAACGGGAGUCUACUCCGGAAUGGUCCUGGAAGUCUCAAGGUGGGCGAUAUGAUGUUUAACCACCUUUUCGACAGCUCAGCACUGUUGCAUAGGUUCAACAUCGAGGCGGGUAAGGUUACGUACCAAUGCCGGUUUCUACAGUCGGACGCCUACAAACGGAACACCGCCGCCCAACGGAUCGUUGUGACCGAGUUCGGCACCAGCGCAGUGCCGGAUCCUUGCCAGACCAUCUUUCAAAAGAUAGCGGCCGUGUUCAACAAACCGGGCACGAACAACUCCGACAACGCGAUGAUCUCGAUCUACCCGUUUGGGGAUGAAUUUUUCGCAUUCACCGAAAGCCCCAUCAUCCACCGAGUCGAUCCAACGACAUUGGACACGUGCGCGACCUUGAACGUGUCCGACUACGUAGGGAUCGUGAACCACACCUCGCAUCCGCACGUCAUGUCAGACGGUACGGUGUACAACCUCGGCUGUUCAGUCACCCGUACAGGUCCAGCUUACACCAUCAUUCAGUUCCCGCAAGGUCCUGGGAUGUUCGAGAACGCGCGCAUUGUCGCAUCCGUGCCGGCACGCUGGAAGUUUCAUCCAGGGUACAUGCACACGUUCGGCAUUACGGAGAACUUUUUCGUGGUGGUCGAGCAACCGUUAAGCGUGUCCGUACCGACGAUGGUGGUUGGGCAGUUGAGAAACCGACCGAUGGCGGCAGCUCUGAAGUGGUUUGAGCGUCAGCAGACACACAUCUAUCUGCUGGAUCGGGAUACGGGCGAGCUGCGGCACACGUACCACACCGAACCGUUCUUCUAUCUGCACAUCAUCAACCAGUACGAGCGAGAGGGCCAUGUCGUGCUUGACAUCUGCUGCUAUAAGGAUCCGGCGAUGCUGAACUGCAUGUACGUCGAUACGAUGCGAAACAUGCAGCAUAAUCCGGAUUACGCGCGGAUGUUCCGUGGCCGACCAUUGCGGUUCGUUCUGCCGCUUGAGUACGGUGAAGCGUUUUCAGGACGCAAUGGCAAGCGGGCGGCCUUUCGAAGGACCUCCUCGCGGGAUCAGGACGCAGCCGCAGCUGCCGGUGCAUCUUGGGCCGGUAUGUGGCAAAGUCUUGGAUCUUUCGAUGCAGCAGAACCACCGAAGGACACCGAUGGUGUAUGGCAGGAAUCACCCAAGGAUACCACCGGAUCGGACGGACUCGUCCUGCGAAAUCUCGUGCGACUCGCGGACACUAAAGCGACGGCUUACGCCAUGCCAAACCGGACCGUCUUCUGCAAACCGGAGCUGUUGUGUGAUUUGGGUUGCGAGACACCACGCAUUUACUACGAACGGCAUCUGGGACGAGCAUAUCGGUACUUCUACGCCAUCAGCUCAGACGUGGACGCAAGUAACCCGGGAACCCUCAUCAAGGUGGAUGUGGUGUCGAAAAGCCGCCUCACGUGGUGUGAAGCGAACGUGUACCCAAGCGAACCGAUCUUCGUGCCAGCACCGGAGCCGAAAUCUGAGGACGAUGGUGUCGUCCUUGCGGCGAUGGUGUGGGGUCGUGAGGAGGAGAACCGUGCGGGGCUGCUCGUCCUGGACGCGAUCACCUUCACGGAGUUGGGUCGGUGCGAGUUCGUCACACCCGGACCGGUACCAAAGUGUCUGCAUGGAUGGUUUCAGCCCUCUGCCAAAUGACUUUCCGGUCCUUGCGGAUGUUCCCGGAAGUGACCGGAACCCGUGUGUGUCACGUUUUGGAGAGAUACCCGGAUGUUGAGAACCAAACAGUCCGCGGAGUUGUUGUUAAAAACGCUGUGCUACCUGUUACUGUUAUUAAGCUCGUUAUCAGAUGUUAACACAAGCCAGAACCGCAAUCAGCAAACGUUGUUUGGAAAUAAAGCCAAGGCCCCG